AUGGCUGCCUCCCAGCUGGCGGCUCUGGAAGGAGUAGAGUCAGGGGCCACGGCUCUGCCCCUGACUGAGGCUAGCCCUGGUUUCCUGUACUCUGAAGGCCAGCGGCUGGCACUAGAGGCUCUGCUGAGCAAGGGCACAGAGGCCUUCCAGGCAUGCAUGCAGCGUGAAGGGCUGCGGCCCUUCCUGAGUGGAGAUGAAGUCCAGGGCUUGGCAGCAGCAGCUGAAGACUGGACAGUAGCCAAGCAGGAGCCCAGUGGGACAGCAGAGGGAGCCACCAUCUCUGAUGGGGAUGUGGACAGCCUGACCUACUGGCCUGGGCAGUCGGAGGAGCCAGCACCCAUCCUGCGGCUGGGCUGGCCGGAGGACUCAGCCUGGAAAGGAAUCACCCGGGCACAGCUGUACACACAGCCACCUGGAGAGGGCCAGCCACCUGUCAAGGAGCUGGUACGCCAGGAAAUCCAGGCUGCCUACAAGCUGGUGGCCGUGGUCAUGGACGUCUUCACUGACCCAGACCUGCUUUCUGACUUGGUGGAUGCUGCCACACGGCGCUGGGUACCUGUCUACCUGCUCCUGGACUGCCAGCAGCUGCCUGCCUUCCUAGCACUGGCCCAGCAGCUGGGGGUGAACCCCUGGGCCACUGAGAACCUGGACAUCCGCACCGUGAGGGGCUGCAGUUUCCAGAGCCGCUGGCGGCGGCAGGUGAGCGGCAACGUGAGGGAGAAGUUUGUGCUGCUUGACAGUGACAGGGUCAUCUCAGGGUCCUACAGCUUCACAUGGAGCGACGCACGCCUGCACCGUGGUCUGGUGACACUACUGACUGGUGAAAUCGCUGACGCCUUCAGCCGCGAGUUCCGGACACUGUACGCAGCCUCCCGGCCCCUCCCGCCUGCGCCCACCCAGGGCCCCUUUGUCAGCAUCUUGGGGAGCCUGCAGACGGCCCGCAGCCCACACCACGUGGCCUGCCGCUGCUCUGUGGCCCCUGCGUCGCCACUGCCACCUGACAGCUCCCUGGCCCACCACCUGGCUGCCUGCCGCAUCUUCGAGGGGGAAAGGAAGGAGUCUCUUGCCACCACCCCAGGGCCAGCACUCAGUGACAUCCUAAGGAGCGUACAGCGUGCACAGACCCCCAGCGCCUCUCCAGCCUGGCCCAGCCGCUCCCUGUGGGACCUGAGCCGCUUGUCCCAGCUGUCCGGCUCCAGUGAUGGUGACAACGAGCUCAAGAAGUCCUGGGGCUCCAAGGAUACCCCAGCCAAGGCCCUGAUGAGGCAGCGGGGCACUGGAGGGGGACCCUGGGGUGAGAUGGACUCCCGUCCACUGGCCUGGUCCCAGCCCUGGGGUGGCCCCCUGCCCCUGAUCCCUGCCCGCCGCCUCCGCUAUCUGUCCCCAACCCACAGGAGGUUUGGAAAAGAUGCUGUAUCCAAACUCCCAGAACCCAGAGGUGUCUGGAAGCCAGACUGGGCCUCCCGGGCAGGACUUGGGGGGCAACCCUGA
Cynocephalus volans (Philippine flying lemur) is the source of this 1491-nucleotide messenger RNA. It is a transcript of the gene SACK1E, whose product is annotated as family with sequence similarity 83 member E. Gene Ontology annotation, biological process: signal transduction. The transcript is spliced from 5 exons. Bases 1 to 1491 code for a protein of 496 amino acids. Gene Ontology annotation, molecular function: protein kinase binding. Lineage: Eukaryota; Metazoa; Chordata; Mammalia; Dermoptera; Cynocephalidae. The record is from RefSeq and is a predicted model, not a curated record.